This is a messenger RNA of Morchella importuna, 3423 nucleotides long. RefSeq lists its product as uncharacterized. The transcript has 7 exons. Gene Ontology annotation, cellular component: transcription factor TFIID complex. The coding region runs from base 1 to 3423 and encodes 1140 amino acids. The record is from RefSeq and is a predicted model, not a curated record. NCBI's taxonomy places the organism in Eukaryota, Fungi, Ascomycota, Pezizomycetes, Pezizales, Morchellaceae. Gene Ontology annotation, biological process: transcription by RNA polymerase II; RNA polymerase II preinitiation complex assembly. Gene Ontology annotation, molecular function: histone acetyltransferase activity; RNA polymerase II general transcription initiation factor activity; TBP-class protein binding.
AUGAUACCAGCGGUGCAAUGGUCAUACCCGCACCCGCAUCCAGUACAGCACCCAUCAACUCACGCCCACUACUUCCACCUCCCACACCCACACCCACCACCACAACCACCACACCCAUCACCACCACAACCCCCCCCCCCCCACGCGCGCGCCCACAACCAUGGCCACGCCCAAAUCCCCCUCCCGCACGCCGACGACGACGACGCGCUCAUCAACGGGAUCCUCAACGGCGACGCGCUCGCCGGUGACGUCCCCGGCGACUUCAGUUUCGGCGACACCGUCGGCAAGGUAGCCGACGCCGUCGACUAUGAGGACAUCAGCGAUGACGACCUCCUCCCCGAGGAAGAAGAGCCCGCCAACAACUCUGCCAACACUACGGCCGCCAAUGAUACCCAGCUGACCGAGGAGGAUGCAGAGGGUGACGAGCUCUUCGACCUGAUGAAUGAGGGCGAAGCUCCGUCGGCAGCUCUCGGUGACGAGCUUGAUGAUCUGUUUGGUGACAUGGACGCACUUGAGGACUCUGGCGGGGGCGGUGGGGAGCUCGACAUGGACAUGAGCCUAGACUUCGGCGGUGUCGAGGUUGCGGACGGUGGCAGCGGCAGCGGCAGCGGCGGCGGCGGUGGUGCUGGCGCUUCCGGGCAGCUAUACGACGGCGAGGCAGCGAAAGCAGGGGCUGCGCUCUUCAAGGAUAUCGACUUUGGGAUGAGCCCCGGGGAGAUGAUGGAGUCUACACGAACCGAACAAGAGCUCGUGAAGCAGUACUUUCCCGACUUUGAGCCCCACAAGAUCCUCAGCUUCAACUCCCUCUUCAAGAGUAAGCCAGCUACCCUCAGUACCGUCCUCCCAAAGGCGCCCAAGGUCUGCGUACCCACAAAGAUCAACCUCGAGAUGGCGCCCGACGACUCUGUUAUGUUCUCCAAGGGCGCUGCCGGCAUCAAGGGGUAUGUCGAGCGGGAUGACGACGAGCGACGGGCAAGGAUCAUCAUCAUACCGCCGCAAAUCGAGGAGAUUGAGUCAGAUGAAGAGGAGGAGGAGGAGAAGCCGGAUCCAGAGGAGGCAAAGAAAGAUGCGUCGUUUGAGCGGGACCUGGUCCUGGCCUGCGACGAUUGGGACAGCAAGAUUGAGGCGAUUCUGGCAACGCCGCCGCCAUCGUCGCCGGCGAUGCCGAAGCGGGAUUUGGACGACGAUGAUGCGGAAAUCGAUGUGGUCGAGAUCCGGAAUGAGAAAAACCGGCCGGAGAAGCGGGUUAAGAUUGACCAGUUCCUGGACCAAUUACCGGACUCGUGGCUGGACGAGGAUGCAAUUUUUAAUGGAAACCUCACGUCUAUCUCGGCAAAGGUUACGUUGGACUUGAAUGAUCCAUAUCUUCUGGUGGAUAUCCGCCAGCCCAAUGAAAUUCGGCGAACACGGAAGAUUGGUGGUGAGUUCAAGAGAAGGGUCAACAAGGACCUUACUCAGAGAUACAAUAUCAGCAACGACGAGGCCUACGAUCUACUGAAAGGGAACCACCAGAACAAGGUCAGAAGCACUAUCGGGCAGCUUAAUAUCGAGCACAGUAUGCCCGCAUUGAGAUUACAAUCACCAUACUACAAAACCAAGCUCUCUAUCAAAGAAGCCCGCUCCUUCCACCGUCCCAGCCUCCAUUUCCAUGUGAAUCAGGAAAUGCGCUUCUCUAAGAUCAAGAGCCGUAAAAAAAAAACCUGGCGCGGCAAAGACAUUCAAACGGUUCUUGCCACAACCAAAGACAUCUCGCUCAUGGACAAUUGCAACUUCAUUCUUCUCGAGUACUCGGAGGAAUACCCUACCGUCAUGUCAAACUUCGGAAUGGGCAGCCGUCUCAUCAACUACUACCGCCGAAAGGGUCCCGACGACGAGUCACGACCAAAAUACGAUAUUGGUGAGACCCAGGUACUAAUGAGUCAGGACAGGUCUCCGUUCUGGAAUUUUGGAACUGUUGACCCGGGAGAGACGGUUCCGACGCUGUACAACCGCAUGAGUCGUGCCCCGAUCUUUAAGCAGACACCAAAGAGCACUGACUUUCUUGUCAUUCGGAACACGCACGAUAAUCAGAGCCACUACUUCCUCCGCACAAUCCCACACAUAUAUGUAGUGGGUCAGCUCCUUCCCGUCACUGAUGUUCCAGGUCCACACUCCCGUAAAGUCACAACAGCGGCCAAGAACAGGCUAAAGAUGGUUUGCUACCGUGUUGUGAAGCGGAAAGAGGGUAAAGCCAUUGCAGUCAAGGAUAUAUCUGCACAUUUCCCGGAAAACAAUGAUCUACAAAACAGACAGAAGAUCAAGGAAUUCAUGGGAUACCAAAAGAGCAGCGGUCUCUGGGAAAUGAAACCUGGCGAAGUCGUCCCCGACGAGCCCGCUAUCCGCGCCAUGGUCAAACCUGAGGACCUCUGUCUUCUUGAGGCUAUGCAAGUCGGCGUUCGUAACCUCGCUGACGCUGGUUAUGCAAAAACUGUCGAGGAUGAAGAAGACGAUGAUAAAGACGGUAUGAGUCUCGAGACCCAGCUCACCCCCUGGGUCUCUACAAAGAAUUUCAUCAACGCUACACAAGGUAAAGCAAUGUUACAGCUCCAUGGUGAAGGUGACCCCAGUGGCCGUGGUGAGGCAUUCUCAUUUGUUAGAACCAGCAUGAAGGGAGGUUUUAAGGCCGUCGGCGAGAGUGUCGAGGAAAAAAUGGACAAAGCCCGCCUCAAGGAGCUCGGCGGGCAUUCCUACAACGUUGCCCGUCAGCAGCGUCAGUAUGAGGAAGCAAUUGACCAGAUCUGGCGCUCACAGCACAGAAGUUUAUCAUCAACUGAGCCUCCAGACCUUGAAAUCGAGGACGCCCAGCGUGACGAGCACGUCGACGACCUCUUCGAAGAAGGAAUGACACCCCGCAGCCAGUUCUCCCGCUUCAGUGCCACCAACCAGCGCAAUAAGGUGCUCAAGAUUGUCCGCCGCGUCCGCAACGAUAAAGGCGAGCUUGAGAACAAAGUCGAGCUAGUCACCGAUCCCAAGGUGAUCCGACAGUAUCUCCAGCGGCGGCGGGAUCUUGAGGCUGAGAAGACCCAAGUCGAGAAUAUCGUCCCUACCGGUAACGACGAGGAGGACCAGAGGAACAAGAAGAGGCUGCUGAUCGAGCUUCAGAGAUUACAAAGGAAUAAGGAAAGGAGAGAGGCGAGAGAAAGACAGGGCAAGAAGGGGAGCUUUAGUACUGGUGAUGUAAUGUCGCCGGAGGCCACAACACCUGGCUCCCCGAUGACUAUGAUGCCGGUUCCAGGAAAAACUGCUACUACGAGGAAGUGUGCGAAUUGUGGGCAGGCGGGGCAUAUUCGUACAAACAAGAAACUGUGCCCCAAGCUGAAUGGGACCUGGGCGGAGCUGGGGAUGAGCCCGCCUGCACCCGCAGGCACGCCUACAGGAUCUUAA